AUGUCGCUCAGAUUGAGAUUGUUCGAUGACGUCAUUUCCGGAUUCGAUGACGACUGCAAAGUUACCCCUGCAGAACUUGAGGAAGUGCUUACCCCUGGAGGAAAGGGGAAUAAAGCUUUCUGCAUGGCCGACGACCAUGAACAAGACACGCCUUUGUCGAUUGGAAUUUCCGCAAAACCGAUGGUGAGACGUCGCGAUGCAUUUGAAGUCAGACGCGGGUUUUUUUCCGGAAAGCGCUCUGCUGAUGUAAACCUAACGGAAUCACCAAUACAUGCAGUGAAAAAGUCAAAAGACGUUACUGGCAUUGCGCCCAAAUCCCAUGAACGUUAUACAAACGGGAUUAUCAGCGCGGUCGAAACGCUUGAAAGCGGAAACGGCAUGAUCGCUGAUGGGUCAAGUAAAUACACACUUCCGACAAUGCCCGGAAAGCAUAGUGACCUUACGGCCAUAUCGCCGGAAAUACUGGCUGACGUCAUUCACGGAUGCUUCAAUGAUGUCAUUGGUGACGUCACCAUUAUCGAUUGCCGUUACCCUUACGAGUUCGAGGGUGGGCACAUCAGAGGGGCUGUAAACUUGUACACGAAGGAUGACGUCAACAGCUUGCUUCAGAAACCAGUAGCUGACGACAAGCGUCACGUGCUGAUCUUCCACUGUGAAUUUUCAUCAGAAAGAGGGCCUAAAAUGUACCGGUUCCUGCGCGCGCAAGAUCGGACGUUAAACAGGGACAGGUACCCGCGACUCAACUUCCCGGAAGUGUACCUACUCCAUGGCGGAUACAAGGCCUUCUUCAACAAGUACAAGGACCUGUGUGAUCCAAUCAGCUACAAACCCAUGUUGCAUGAGAACCACGCGUCCGACCUACGCCACUUCCGGGUGAAGUCUAAAUCCUGGACGGGGGAGGACGGAAAUCAAAAGACAAGUAGACGACACCGCAGUCGUCUUGGUCGCCAUCUUAGUUUUUGCAACCAACUGACGGAAGCACAGUUAUAG
Messenger RNA from Mya arenaria, 990 nucleotides. Its product is annotated as M-phase inducer phosphatase 1-like. Gene Ontology annotation, cellular component: nucleus; cytoplasm. Gene Ontology annotation, biological process: protein dephosphorylation; positive regulation of G2/M transition of mitotic cell cycle; positive regulation of G2/MI transition of meiotic cell cycle. Bases 1 to 990 code for a protein of 329 amino acids. Gene Ontology annotation, molecular function: protein tyrosine phosphatase activity. Lineage: Eukaryota; Metazoa; Mollusca; Bivalvia; Myida; Myidae. The transcript has 6 exons. The record is from RefSeq and is a predicted model, not a curated record.